CCAAACUCUCUCUUAGCAACCGGAUCGUUAAACAGAGGAAAAGCCCUCCUGAUGGAUGAGACGGUGAAGCCUCUGAGGAUUCCUCCUCAAAUGUCCGUCUACGCUGACAAACACAACAUCUUCCACCUGCUCCAGUCAAUACGCUCACAUGUAAUCCUGUACUCUCAGAGUAUGUUGUCUGGGCUGGUGGUAGAGCAGCCUGCAGACCCCCUCAGCUUCCUGAUCGCUCUGCUGCAGAGGAGCAGCACUGACAUCCCCAGAGUGCUGCUGCUCGGCCCUCCUGCUGUCGGCAAACACACCAUGGCCCAGCGGCUGAGUGCUGACCUGAGAGCUGUGCAUGUGACCUUAGAGAGUCUGCUGAGCGACCAAUCAGAGCUCAGCGCUCAGGCUCGCCGUGUCCCGCCCACUGAGCCACUUCCUGUAGAGCUGCUGCUGAGGCUGGUCCAGAGGAGGCUGGGAGAGAUCGACUGCUUCAGUCGGGGCUGGGUGUUGGAGGGUAUCCCUCAGACUCAUCUUCAGGCUCUAAGUCUGCAGCAAGCUGGAGUCCUCCCCGAGCAUGUUGUGAUGUUGGAGGCUCCUGAUGAUGUGUUGUUGGAGAGGAGUCGGGGGAAAAUGGUGGACCCACUGACCGGAGACGUGUACCACCGGACCUUCAUCCUGCCACCGGACGCCUCGGUGGCUCGCCGCCUGGAGGAGCGUCGCCCUGCAGAGCCGCAGAGAGACACCGCGCUGCAGCGGUUCCGCCGUGAGGUCCCAGGGCUGAGAUCAGCCUAUCAGAGCGUCCUGAGGGUCGUCAAUGCCGACCAACCCCACGCUGACGUUUACCAACAAGUGCUGGCUUUCGUUCGGACUCGUCGCCGCUCCAGAAUUCCCAGAAUCCUCCUGUUGGGUCCUCCGGGGUCCGGGAAGAGUCUCCAGGCCAGACUACUGUCAGAGAAAUACAGGAUGGUGGAUGUGUGUUGUGAACAGAUGCUGAGGUCUGUAGCAGCUGAGAGUUCGGCUCUGGGAGAAGAAAUACACUCGUAUCUAGAUGAUGGGAGGCUAGUUCCAGACUCCCUGGUUCUGCAGGUUCUGGAAGAGCGUCUGGGCCGGGUGGAAUGCAGCACCAGAGGGUGGAUCCUGCACGGCUUCCCCCGAGACCUGCAGCAGGCCAAGAGCCUGCAGGAGGCACUGCAGCCCAACAGAGUUUUCUUCCUGGAGCUGGCAGACGAUGUUUGUCUGGAGAGAAUCACCCUCAGAGCCACAGAUCCAGUCAGUGGAGAGAGGUUCCACGCUGUGAGCCACCCCGCCCCGAGCUCUGAGGUCCAGAAAAGACUGCAGACCAGACCUGAGGACAGCUCACACACUGUGACACACACUCUGAGGCAGUACAGGACACACACUGCUGCCUUGCAGGCAGUGUAUCCAGGUGCAGGGGUCAUUGAUGCUGAUCAGGAUCCUCUUGGUGUGUUUGAGGCUCUGCAGAGCAGACUGACGGCUGACUGACUCCUCUGUCACUAAUACCCUUGAAAUACUUUAUAACCCUACAGCUCUGAACCUCUCCUCCUGUUCCCGCUGCUGUGAUAAAUAAAUGUGCUUUCCUCUGGA
Molecule: messenger RNA, 1587 nt
Organism: Eleginops maclovinus (Patagonian blennie)
Lineage: Eukaryota; Metazoa; Chordata; Actinopteri; Perciformes; Eleginopidae
Gene: ak8
Product: adenylate kinase 8
Exons: 14
Coding region: 52-1485 (477 amino acids)
Biological process (GO): nucleobase-containing compound metabolic process
Cellular component (GO): cytoplasm
Molecular function (GO): nucleoside diphosphate kinase activity; ATP binding; AMP kinase activity
Source: RefSeq, a predicted model, not a curated record